CGGCUGUCAACUGCGCUAUGCCAUCGGCCAGCUUUCGCAAGACGAUCUCGCUGGCGGGGAAAGUGGCGAUUAUCGAAGAGUACGAAGCGUCGGGUGGAACGAUCUACGCCACGGCGAAGAAGCAUGGCAUUCAGUGCAACCAGUUGUCGCGGUGGCUAAAAAACAAGGAAAACCUGGUCGCAGCUGCCAGUUUGAACCCAUCCAAAGUGACGCUUAAUCCAGGCAAGGCGCCCGCAGUUGCGAAGGAGUCACCGACGCAUCCUCACGCUGAGGAUGGGGUGACGAUGACGGAGGAAGAAACCAACCGAUCGAAGAAAAAGCGCAAGCGGUCGCCAUCGCCCACUAACACUCCUCCAGUGACGAUGCCGCCAUCGUCGCCCGCAAGUACGGUGUCUUGUCCUUCUGAGCCUGAAUCGUCCUUCCUCAAGGCACGACGAAGCACUCUUCCCACUACCGCCUCGCAUCCACCAAAUGCGAGUCAACUCCGGUGGGAAGCCACCCUUGCCACCCUCACGGCUGCCAUUCAAAAGUACAACGAGCACCAAGAACACCUCGUGGAUCUGCACCGGGAACGCUUGGAACAAGAUCGAGAUUUGAAGAAGCAGCGCCUUGCAGUGGAUACGAGGCUAGCGGACAUCGCCGAAGGCCAUCUCGUGAGCAUCCAGGAGUUGCUUGGCGAAUUGCGCAAAAGGGCGACAACCGAUCCAUGACAAAUUACAGACAUUUGAUUGGUUGAUAAAGUUGAAAUACAUUCAUUUUAUUG
Messenger RNA from Aphanomyces invadans, 763 nucleotides. RefSeq lists its product as hypothetical. Bases 18 to 710 code for a protein of 230 amino acids. The record is from RefSeq and is a predicted model, not a curated record. Lineage: Eukaryota; Oomycota; Saprolegniomycetes; Saprolegniales; Verrucalvaceae. The transcript has a single exon.